AUUUAAUCUGACAUUUUAGAGUUUGAGUUUGUCUGUCAUGAAAUAUGAAUCGGGAUCGAAUAAGUUUACAAAAGUGAAAGUAGAAAAAUGGCUUUCAUGUCUCAACCGUUUUUGCGUCAAAUUCGGAACCUGGCCAGAAUUACGGGUUCACCAUGCAAAGCAUUUCACACUAACCAGAAGCUGACGGCUGCAAAGUGGAACAUAGGUAAAAUUAAUCAUGUCGCUAUGGCAACUCCAGACAUUGACAAGGCAGCCUCCAUGUUCAGAGAUGUCCUUGGAGCCAAAGUUAGUGAAAAACAUCCUCAACCAGAUCAUGGGGUUUACACAGUGUUUGUUGAGCUUGGGGAAACAAAAAUAGAGCUCUUAAAUCCUCUUGGAGACAAAAGUCCUAUUCAAAACUUUUUGGAUAAAAACAAAAGUGGAGGCAUGCAUCAUAUCUGUAUUGAGGUAGACAACAUUAAUGAAGCAAUGAAAGACCUCAAAUCUAAAGGUAUCAGACUUCUGAGUGAAGAAUCAAAGAUUGGGGCUCAUGGCAAACCUGUGGUAUUCCUCCACCCCAAGGAUUGUAACGGUGUGUUAGUAGAACUGGAGCAGGUGUGAAGCUUUUGACACAUACAUGUAUUUCCCCCUGAAAUGCUCAAAUAAUUGAACACCUCUACCUAUUUUGUUUAAAGAAACUUAAAGAAACUUAAACUUGUUUAAACUGAGAAUUACACCAAGCAAAAACAUUUGACCUAUCCAGGUUAGACAGUUUUUCAUUGUUGGAGGUUUGGUUUUUGGUUAAGUGCAUUGAAAUUUUCGGCUUGUAAAUAAGAUACAUUUGUUUUAAUAGUAAACUUAGAUUUGUUGAACACUAGGGCAUUAUUAAGAGUAUGUUUAAUGACAUAUGUACAUUAAAUAGGUAUAGAAUGGUUUCAUAAAGAAAUACAUAAAGGUUGACACAGUACCAGAUAAGUUAAAACUACAGUGUAACCAAACAGCUUUUUUUUGGUCACCAAAACCUAAGCAUGUUGUUAAAGUUUUUUCACCAUGCAUAGAGUGCAUUUUGUUUGAUUAAAAACAUGUAAUGAUAUGAAUACAUUUAAUGAUUGCUUAUUUGAAAAACUGUAUCUGUGUUAGGCAUUUAUUAUGAAAUAAACUUGCUUUGACACAACA
Magallana angulata is the source of this 1155-nucleotide messenger RNA. Its product is annotated as methylmalonyl-CoA epimerase, mitochondrial-like. Gene Ontology annotation, cellular component: mitochondrion. The transcript is spliced from 6 exons. NCBI's taxonomy places the organism in Eukaryota, Metazoa, Mollusca, Bivalvia, Ostreida, Ostreidae. Bases 88 to 600 code for a protein of 170 amino acids. Gene Ontology annotation, molecular function: methylmalonyl-CoA epimerase activity. Gene Ontology annotation, biological process: L-methylmalonyl-CoA metabolic process. The record is from RefSeq and is a predicted model, not a curated record.